Messenger RNA from Mytilus californianus (California mussel), 1849 nucleotides. Its product is annotated as isatin hydrolase-like. The transcript is spliced from 2 exons. The coding region runs from base 130 to 984 and encodes 284 amino acids. The record is from RefSeq and is a predicted model, not a curated record. Lineage: Eukaryota; Metazoa; Mollusca; Bivalvia; Mytilida; Mytilidae. Gene Ontology annotation, molecular function: arylformamidase activity.
AGACUAGUGUAAUUGUAAUCCAAAUCGUAGGUGCAUGACAGUUUCCGCAAAUGUCUAUUUGUACCUAUAUCAUAAUUACAUAAAUGACACACUUUGAAUUUGUUAUUCGACAGUAGCCGGACAUUAAAUAUGCGACCACAUACACAUGUUUUGUUUGUCAGCUUUCUCCUUCGCAUAUGUGGGGGAUCAUUGGAUUUCAAAGUAGUGGACCUUACACACGAUCACAGCAAUACAACAAUAUACUGGCCCGGAUCUCCAGAAUACAACUUUACAAUUCUAGAUCGUGGGAAUACGACCGGCGGCUAUUGGUAUGAAAGUAACUACAUUGGUACCGCAGAACAUGGUGGAACACAUUUGGAUUCACCUGCACAUUUUUACAAAGACAGAUUACGAACACACAACAUUCCGAUAGAAAAUCUUGUCGGUCCGGGAGUAAUUAUUAAUGUUAAGAAUAAAGCUGCGGAGAAAGCCGAUUAUCAGGUAUCUAUUGCUGAUCUUAAACAAUGGGAAAGCAUGUACAAGCAGAUUCCAGAAAAAGCGAUUGUCAUUAUGAAUUCAGGUUGGCACGAGCGCUAUCCGAACGCAUCCCUUGUCUUCAAUACAGACAGUCCCACCGAUUCAAGUACAUUUCUUUUCCCCUCCUGGCAUGAAAAAACCAUCGAAUGGCUUAUUAGUGAACGUUCAGUAAACGUCGUUGGUGUAGACACACCGUCAAAUGACCUUGGACAAUCUGAAACAUUUCCAGUUCAUAUUCUCUUAGGUCAAGCCAAUAUUCCCGGUGCAGAAAAUGUUGCAAAUCUGGAUGCUAUUCCAGAAGCAGGGAGUAUUAUUUUUGUAGCCGUGACCAAGAUAUACGAUGGAAGCGGAGGUCCUGCAAGAAUAUUUGCAACUGUUCCCAUCAAGGAUACGAGUUCUGGAUGUUCACACGGUCUUAGUUUUGUAUUGUUAAUGUGCGCCUUGUGCAUUUUUAUCCAAAUCUUUUGAGCAACUAAAGUGAAUUGUUAUUCAAAGCAAGUUUUCGUACUUUAAUUAGUUUUCGUUAAAUAGGCAGCAGUUCAGUAUAAAUGACUGCAAAUUGAGUAAAAGGACGUCUGAUUCUAUUUAUAUGUUUCAAUAAAAACAGUCAAAUUUCUACUUGCUAAAAUUGUCCCUCGCACAAAAAAUUCUACCUAAAUAUUUGUUAAAGGCAGACUAGAAAGUUUUAGAAAGUCGAAAUCUAAAAACAUCAGAUAACAUACAAAAAAUAAAAUUUUCCCCGAAGUUAUACAUUUUCAGGAUACAAACGUAAAGUCUGUCGCAAAGAGUGUUUGAAAAAAAUUUAAGGGACUUCAAGAACGAUGUGUUUGACUUCUAUUUUUAUAAUACAUUUUCACAAAUAAGAUAAUUAGUGUGUUUGAAUUUUACUUUCAUGGUGUGUCAAAGAAAUACAAAUGAAUUUACGAAAACGAAGUGCACAUUAUAUUUUAAAAAUGAUAUCAUCACAAUGUUAUUUUCUUAUGCAAACUGUUUUAAUUACUCAUAACAAAGAUAUUUCAACUGACCUAUAUAAUUGGAUUUCUAAAUUUUUAAUGUUAUUAUAUCAACAUUUAACUUUAGAAUACAAAAAUAAUGGAAUCUAAAGCGAAAUGUUAUAUCAUUUGUUUUUGUUUUAUACAUAAAAAGGACAAAGCAGUGGACUCAAACACGUUUGCAUGUAACUAGUGUUCUUUCUCUUGACAAUAAGGUUGCUACCAAUUUUGACAGGAAUGUAAGUUAAUGCUUUUAACAGAUCAAUUUUUUUUAUCUUUAAGUGGAAUUCUUUCAACGGAAAUUAUUGAUAUGCAUCUUCAAGAAUAAAAACUCAGUAAAA